AUGUGGGACACCCCAGAGGAUUGUACGGCGGUUGUACAGGUAAUGGAGGAAUAUGAAAGGCUUGCAAGGCCCACUAUAAUAGGACGAUUGAAUUUUGACGAAACGCCGUCGCCAAAAUUUAGCUCCAGUUUCAAGGCACAGACAAAUAACAAAAGCAGCAAGACGGACUAUUCGUUCGCCCGUAGAAGUUCUAAAGACAGGGAGAAAGAUGUGGCGCUGUUGUGUGCAAAAGGCAAAAUAUCACAACUAGAAAAUGAGUCGAAACUCAUGAUGACUGAACGAAAACGGGCAAGAAUUGAACAGGAUAAAGAAGGCGAGAUACAUCAAGGUAAAUAA
Paramuricea clavata is the source of this 336-nucleotide messenger RNA. The record is from the annotation of a GenBank genome assembly. Lineage: Eukaryota; Metazoa; Cnidaria; Anthozoa; Malacalcyonacea; Plexauridae.